GGCUCGCAGGAGCGCACAGAGCGGAGCGCGGCGCACUCGGAGACACCGGCACCGGCGGGCACUGGCAGCGCCCACGCACCGCACCCCACCCCGCCUGCGCGCCUCCUGCUCCGCCGAGCCCUCUGCUCCGUGCGGGGGCGGCUGGUUUGACCGCGCAAAGGCGAUUUCGGCUCCAGACGAGGCAGCGGCGUUUGGAGGAGGGAGUAGGAGCAGCAGCAGCAGCGAGCGCUGGGUUUGGAGAGCUUCCCUGCGGGACCUCGGCUCUGGGCGGCCCAGAUGAGUGACUUUGGAAUCAAGAACAUGGAUCAGGUAGCUCCUGUAUCUAACAUCUACAGAGGAAUGCUCAAGCAUCAACCAGCAUUUGACGUCUUUGAUGUCACAAACUCUUUGUUUGCAGGAUAUUUUCCCUCUUUAAAUGAAGAUCAAACCCUUCAAGAAGUACCAACAGGGUUUGAUUCAAUUUCUUAUGAGUCAAACAGCUGUGAAUUGCCUCUCUUAACCCCAUGCAGUAAGGCUGUGAUGAGUCAGGCCUUAAAAGCUACUUUCAGUGGCUUCGCAAAGGAACAGUGUCGUCUGGGUAUCCCGAAUAAUCCUUGGCUGUGGACUGAACAGCAGGUUUGCCAGUGGCUUUUCUGGGCUACCAGGGAGUUUAGUUUGGCAAAUGUGAACUUUCAUCGGUUUGUUAUGAACGGCCAAGACUUGUGCAGCCUGGGCAAGGAACGUUUCUUGGAGCUAGCUCCUGAUUAUGUAGGCGACAUUCUGUGGGAACACCUGGAACAGAUGAUAAAAGACAGUCAAGAGAAGAGACUGGACCAAUAUGUUGAAAACUCUCAUCUUACCUCAGUCCCACACUGGGUCAAUAACAACUCAUUAAGUUUUAAUACAGAACAGGCCCCUUAUGGUAUGCAAAUGCAUAGCUACCCCAAAGCCAGCCUCCUGAGUGACUUAUGUCAGACUUCUGCAGGACCAAAUCUCCUCAGCCCAGAUCAAGAAUUUUCCAUGUUCCCCAAAGCUCAGUUAGAGACAGUCAAUGUGAACUACUGCUCCAUGACCCACGACUUCACAAACAAUCUGAACUUGCUGAUAGAUAACUCUGGUAAGCCUAGAGAGCAUGAAUCCAGUGACAGCGGCACAGAAAGUUAUGAAAGCACAGAUUCUCAACUUCAGUCCUGGAACAGCCAAUCAUCUUUAGUGGAUGUACAACGUGUGCCCUCUUAUGAAAGUUUUGAAGAUGAUUGUAGCCAGUCUCUAUGUCUGAACAAACCUACAAUGUCUUUCAAAGAUUACAUUCAAGAAAGAAGUGAUCCUGUAGAGCAAGGGAAACCAGUUAUACCAGCAGCAAUUCUAGCAGGCUUUACAGGCAGUGGACCUAUACAACUGUGGCAAUUCCUUCUGGAGUUACUAACAGACAAAUCCUGUCAGUCAUUUAUUAGCUGGACUGGAGAUGGAUGGGAGUUUAAACUUGCUGACCCAGAUGAGGUGGCACGACGGUGGGGAAGGAGGAAAAACAAGCCAAAAAUGAACUAUGAGAAACUAAGCCGAGGCCUGCGCUAUUAUUAUGACAAGAACAUCAUCCACAAGACGUCAGGGAAACGCUACGUGUACCGGUUUGUAUGUGACCUACAGAACCUGCUGGGGUACACGGCAGAGGAACUUCAUGCCAUGCUGGGAGUGCAGCUAGACACAGAAGAUUGAGCACUGCAAUAUCAUGCAAAACUGGCAAAGAUUGCAAGAUUUUGAACUGUGACUAGGACCCAUCUGCAGUCAGUCUUUUGACUGUUCAGAUUGGUGCAACUGUUAAGAAAUAAGGACCUUGAACUGGUUUUGUAAUCGGGGAAAGCUGAAGGAAGAAGUGGCCUUAUUUCAUCAGACGCAAUGGCUUCAAGUAUUGCUGCACCAAGUUCUUUGGAGCAGUGUGGCGGAUGGCACAGUGCCUAGCUCUAACCUGAAGACGUGAAAAUGCUCUAGGGUUAAAUGUUUUGGCUUUUUACACUGCCAUAUAAUUAUGGGU
This is a messenger RNA of Terrapene triunguis (Three-toed box turtle), 2011 nucleotides long. Its product is annotated as protein C-ets-2. Gene Ontology annotation, molecular function: DNA-binding transcription factor activity, RNA polymerase II-specific; sequence-specific DNA binding. The transcript is spliced from 10 exons. The record is from RefSeq and is a predicted model, not a curated record. NCBI's taxonomy places the organism in Eukaryota, Metazoa, Chordata, Testudines, Emydidae. The coding region runs from base 277 to 1695 and encodes 472 amino acids. Gene Ontology annotation, cellular component: nucleus. Gene Ontology annotation, biological process: cell differentiation; regulation of transcription by RNA polymerase II.